This is a messenger RNA of Syngnathoides biaculeatus (alligator pipefish), 2039 nucleotides long. It is a transcript of the gene orc2, whose product is annotated as origin recognition complex, subunit 2. Bases 220 to 1956 code for a protein of 578 amino acids. The transcript is spliced from 15 exons. The record is from RefSeq and is a predicted model, not a curated record. NCBI's taxonomy places the organism in Eukaryota, Metazoa, Chordata, Actinopteri, Syngnathiformes, Syngnathidae. Gene Ontology annotation, molecular function: DNA replication origin binding. Gene Ontology annotation, cellular component: nucleus; nuclear origin of replication recognition complex. Gene Ontology annotation, biological process: DNA replication.
ACUUUGGCGUGAUGGCGCGGAAAGUAGUCACCCUCCGCAGUUAACAUUAUUUUCUCCCUUGCGUGCUGUUUACAGUGUCUGCGGGUUCUAUUUAUCCUGGCCAUUUGGUUCAUCAUCAUUCAGUUAGUUGUUCGUGUCCAUUAAGUGCCCCGAAGUACAUGUUUGUACGUGAUUCGCCUGUCCGUCGUCUUAUUAUUCUGAACGUCUCUUCGUGGAGUCAUGAGUUUGUUGGAGGUGAAGUUUAUCGGGGACGGGGAUGUCCUUCAGCACAUCGUGGACAAACAAGAGGAGGUGCAAAGCAGUGCCGGCGCAAUUCAGAAGAUGGUCACGUUCAAAAACUCAGCAAGACGGCAAGCCAGAGAGGAUGAGCCACAAGCGAAGGAAGGGUUGGAAUUCAACAUCCUUGAUGAGAGAAGUUAUGUUCAAGCUCUUUGUGCGGACAGUACAGAAGAUGAUGAUGGUGGUAUGUCCAGAGUUGCAGGAGCGUCCAUUUUCACAUUUCAGAAAAACAAGCGCGGCCACAGCAUGGCGCAGACCGCCAGUGAACUGGCACACACUCCGGGGAAAGGUGUGAGCUUCGGCACAACUCCCAACAUGGAGCCCUCCACUCCUCAAUGGGCAGGCCGCAGCCACAAAGUUGAAAACCAAACACCCCAGAGGCGCAAAAGGGUGCAGUUUGUCUCCACGACACCCCACAGGCUGAGGAAGAGGAUGUCAACACCCAGCCUCCGAUCAGACAGCGACAGUGAGUUUUCGCCCUCCAACUCUGAGAACGAAGAGGAUGAGGAUGAAGUCAUUGUGGACGAAGAACAGAAAGUACAGAAAAACGACGGAAAGAAGAAGACCCCAAGAACCCCAAGUAAAGGAUUAUCCGCAGCGCUCUACAAGACGCCCGCCAAGAAGAGCAAGAACGCUCCUGAACCCGUCAACCAGUCCGCCUUGGUUCAGGAGUAUUUUGAGGCCCAUGGCAGCUCCAAAGUGUUAACGUCAGACCGCACGCUUGAUCGUUUGCACACACCUAAAUUAGACAGGGAAACUCUUCUUCAGCUUUUACAAAAAAAAUCAUCCUGCUACGCUAGCGAGAUCCAACACCUCCACAACAAACACAAAAACCACUUUAGCAAAUGGAUGCUACAGUUACAGUUGGGAUUUAGUAUCCUGCUGUACGGUUUGGGCAGCAAGAAAGACCUGCUGGAGGAAUUUCGUCUUUCUCACUUGUCUCAAGAGAUGCAUACAGUGGUUAAUGGAUUUUUCCCUUCCCUCACUCUGAAAUCGAUCUUGAACAGUUUAACAUGUGAGGUUCUUGAGCACCAAGGGAGUUUCCGAACACCCUCUGACCAGAUCCAGUACAUCUCCCAAACACUUAAAGACAGACCAGGUCUUCAGGUUUAUGUGUUGAUCAAUAAUAUUGAUGGACCAAUGCUGCGAGGAGAAAAGACCCAGAGUGCCUUGGGGCAGCUGGCAUCCCUGCCCAACAUUCACUUGGUAGCUACUAUUGACCACAUUAACGCUCCUCUCGUGUGGGACCAGUUUAAACAGAGCCAGUUUAACUGGCUAUGGUGGGAAUGUGUGACAUUUAAACACUACACAGAGGAGACAUCAUAUGAAAACUCACUGCUAGUGCAACAAACGGGCACUCUGGCUCUGUCUUCUCUUACACACGUUCUCCGCAGCUUGACCCCAAAUGCACGAGGAAUUUUCAAACUGCUGGUGAAAUUUCAGCUUGAAAACAAAGACGAUCCUUCAUACACAGGAUUGUCAUUCCAAGAUUUUUACCAGCGUUGUCGCCAGUCAUUCUUGGUGAACUCCGACCUCACUCUGAGGACUCAGUUGACAGAGUUCAGAGACCACAAACUGAUCCGGACACGAAAGGGUGCAGAUGGCGUGGAGUACCUGAUGGUUGCCGUGAAUGCAAACACAUUGUUGGACUACUUGGAGAAUGAGGAGGUGGACUGAAAAGCUCACUAAGUUGAAGUGAUUUUUCCAGCUCACAAAAAAAAAAAACAUUGCUUGUCAAAUAUAUUGUUUGAAUAGUCAGU